Messenger RNA from Lagenorhynchus albirostris (white-beaked dolphin), 4072 nucleotides. It is a transcript of the gene DRP2, whose product is annotated as dystrophin related protein 2. The transcript has 22 exons. NCBI's taxonomy places the organism in Eukaryota, Metazoa, Chordata, Mammalia, Artiodactyla, Delphinidae. Gene Ontology annotation, molecular function: protein binding; zinc ion binding. Gene Ontology annotation, biological process: synaptic signaling. Gene Ontology annotation, cellular component: plasma membrane. The coding region runs from base 1 to 2874 and encodes 957 amino acids. The record is from RefSeq and is a predicted model, not a curated record.
AUGCAACCUAUGGUCAUGCAGGGAUGCCCUUAUACCCUCCCACGAUGUCAUGAGUGGCGGGCAGCUGACCACUUCCAUCACAGCAGCAGCCUCCGAAGCACCUGCCCCCAGCCUCAGGUUAGAGCUGCUGCCAGCACCCCUGCGCCUCCUCAUGAUGGUACUGGGGUGCCCUACCUAAGCCCAAAGCUAUUCAACGGGUCUGUUGGUGCCGCUGGACCCCUGGAACCACCAGCCAUGAAUCUGUGUUGGAAUGAAAUCAAAAAGAAGUCGCACAGCCUCCGCGCCCGCCUAGAGGCCUUCUCAGAUCACAGUGGAAAGCUUCAGCUCCCUCUCCAAGAGAUUAUUGACUGGCUCAGCCAAAAGGAUGAGGAAUUGUCAGCUCAGCUGCCCCUACAAGGGGAUGUGGCCCUGGUGCAACAGGAGAAGGAGACGCACGCGGCCUUUAUGGAAGAUGUCAAGUCUCGGGGCCCCUAUAUCUACUCUGUGUUGGAGUCAGCUCAGGCCUUCCUGUCCCAGCACCCAUUUGAUGAAUUAGAGGAGCCUCGCUCUGAGAGCAAAGAUACCUCUCCCAGACAGCGGAUCCAGAAUCUUAGCCGCUUUGUGUGGAAGCAGGCAACGGUGGCCAGUGAACUAUGGGAGAAGCUGACAGCCCGCUGUGUGGACCAGCACCGCCACAUUGAGCGCACUCUGGAGCAGCUGUUGGAGAUCCAAGGGGCAAUGGAGGAAUUAAGCGCGACUCUGACUCAGGCCGAGGGAGUCCGAGCCACUUGGGAGCCCAUUGGGGAUCUCUUCAUUGAUUCACUUCCUGAGCACAUCCAGGCUCUUAAGCUAUUCAAAGAAGAAUUCUUCCCCAUGAAAGAUGGAGUGAAGUUGGUGAAUGAUCUGGCCCAUCAACUUGCCAUUUCUGAUGUGCACUUGUCAAUGGAGAACUCCCGGGCCCUGGAGCAGAUCAACAUCCGGUGGAAACAGCUACAGGUGUCAGUUGGUGAGAGACUUAAGCAGCUCCAGGAUGCCCACCGGGACUUUGGGCCUGGGUCACAGCACUUCCUCUCCUCCUCUGUUCAGGUUCCUUGGGAAAGAGCAAUUUCACCCAAUAAAGUUCCCUACUAUAUCAACCACCAGGCUCAGACCACAUGCUGGGAUCAUCCCAAGAUGACUGAGUUAUACCAAACCCUAGCUGAUCUGAACAACAUUAAGUUCUCAGCUUACCGCACUGCCAUGAAGCUACGCAGAGUCCAGAAGGCACUGCGUCUGGACCUGGUAACUUUAACCACAGCCCUGGAGAUCUUCAAUGAGCAUGAUCUGCAGGCCAGUGAGCAUGUAAUGGAUGUGGUGGAGGUCAUUCACUGCCUGACUGCCUUAUAUGAACGACUGGAGGAGGAAAGAGGCAUCCUUGUCAACGUGCCACUCUGUGUGGACAUGAGCCUCAACUGGCUCCUCAAUGUUUUUGAUAGUGGUCGCAGUGGAAAGAUGCGGGCAUUGUCCUUUAAGACUGGCAUUGCAUGCCUGUGUGGCACAGAAGUGAAGGAAAAACUGCAGUACCUCUUCAGCCAAGUGGCCAACUCAGGCAGCCAGUGUGACCAACGCCACCUUGGUGUCCUGCUUCAUGAAGCCAUUCAGGUGCCCCGUCAGCUGGGGGAAGUGGCGGCCUUUGGGGGCAGCAACGUGGAGCCCAGCGUCCGUAGUUGCUUCCGUUUUAGCACUGGGAAGCCAGUCAUUGAAGUUGCACAGUUCCUGGAAUGGGUCAACUUGGAGCCCCAGUCCAUGGUGUGGCUGGCUGUUCUGCAUCGGGUCACCAUUGCUGAACAAGUGAAGCAUCAGACCAAGUGCUCUAUCUGUAGGCAGUGCCCCAUCAAAGGUUUCAGGUAUCGGAGUCUGAAACAAUUUAACGUGGACAUCUGCCAGACCUGCUUCCUGACAGGCAGGGCCAGCAAGGGCAACAAGCUUCAUUAUCCCAUCAUGGAGUAUUACACCCCGACCACAUCCAGUGAGAACAUGAGGGACUUUGCCACUACCUUAAAGAACAAAUUCCGCUCAAAGCAUUAUUUCAGCAAACACCCUCAGCGAGGUUAUCUGCCUGUGCAAUCAGUGCUGGAGGCUGACUACAGUGAGACGCCAGCUUCUUCCCCGAUGUUGCCACACGCUGACACACACUCCCGCAUUGAGCAUUUUGCCAGCAGGCUUGCUGAGAUGGAAAGUCAAAAUUGCUCCUUCUUUAAUGACAGCUUGUCCCCAGACGACAGCAUAGACGAGGACCAGUACUUGCUGCGGCACUCCAGCCCCAUUACAGACCGGGAGCCAGCCUUUGGACAGCAGGCUCCGUGCAGCAUGGCCACUGAAAGCAAAGGGGAGCUCGAAAAGGUCCUGGCCCACUUAGAGGAUGAGAACCGGAUUCUCCAGGGGGAGCUGAGGCGCCUGAAGUGGCAGCAUGAGGAGGCUGCUGAGGCACCCACCCUGGCUGAGGGCUCUGCCGAGGUGGCACAGGACCACCGCAAUGAGGAGCUGCUGGCUGAGGCCCGGAUCCUUCGGCAGCACAAGAGCCGCCUGGAGACACGCAUGCAGAUUCUUGAAGACCACAACAAGCAACUCGAGUCCCAGCUGCAGCGCUUAAGGGAGCUGCUCCUGCAACCACAUACUGAAUCGGAUGGCAAUGGCUCUGCAGGCUCGUCCCUGGCUUCCUCUCCGCAGCAGUCAGAAGGCAGUCACCCCCAGGAGAAGGGACAGACUACUCCAGACACUCAAGCUGCAGAUGAUGUGGGGUCAAAGAGCCAAGAUGUCAGCCUGUGCUUGGAAGACAUUAUGGAGAAGCUCCGCCAUGCCUUCCCCAGUGUGCGAAGUUCUGAUGUGACUACCAACACUCUGCUGGCCUCCUGAUGGAACCAGAUCCCCAUCCUAUAGUCCACGGUCCUCUCCCAGUUCUGGUCAAAGCCUUCCCUCAGCCUUCACCUAACCUUUCCAGUCCCCACUGGCCCCACAUUCCUCAGCCGGAGUUAUCUGGGCUCCAGGCAGCAGCAGGGAUUCGAUGGUAUGCGAGGUGGGUGUGUGAGGGCCGGGGGAGGGAGAGGCAUGAUUCCUCUGACUCUAGAAAUGUGCCCUUUAAUCUUCAAGUUUGAGAUCAAUCCCUUAAGUACAAUUCUGUUGCAGCCCAGGCUAAUGGCACUUGGAGGCCAUUCAGAUGGGGAGCAGAGAAGCUGCCUUGCAGAGUGAAGCAGUGCCCAUUGGCCCCUUUCCAUUCUCCAUGGAAUGAUGGAUUUGGGGGAGCCUAAUGACCCGAGGGCUCCAGCACUGUGAACACACGGGACUUAGCCCUACUCUCUGGCCCAACACAGGGAGGUGACACUGAAGACACUCCCGCUCCCCCCACAAAGUGCCCCUGAAAAAGUCUGGGCAACGUGUGUCAUAUAACUUCAGCUCAAAGGCAUAGAUCUAGUCAUCCCGAUGCUACCUAGAUGCUGUUUCCUCCUUGAAUAUCUUCAGUUCCUUCUGCCUCAGUCCCUGGCAGACCUUUCUCAAGGGGGGAAACAGUUCAUUCAGGUUCCUAUUUUCACCUUAUAUUGGGAAACAUUAAAGAAAUACUUAUGGGCUUAGAUAUUUUCCCCAGAUCCUCCUCUUUCCUGAAAACCUCAGCAUCUCAGAGACCAGCUGAGUUGCUCUGGAAACCCAGCUGAAGCCACCCUUGGCUCUCUAGUUGGCCUUCACAGCCCUGGGGGAGGGCCAGCCGCUGCUCAGCAAGGGGGUCUUCUCCUUGGGUGAGGAAGGGGAAGCCACCCUCUAGACUGGAGGAGCGUGACCACCCAACACCCUUUCAGGCUGUGACCCUUCUUUCUCUUAGGCUGAAUCAGAUGAGGUGGCUGAUAUCCCCCAGCUAGUCAGAAGGCAGAUGCAACAGGCCAUCCUGAAUAGCGGCCCUUUUCUAGUAUCCACGGGCUACAGAUCAGGAAGUUGGCCACUUUCCACAGAGACAACAGCAAGGCCUUCCUUUGCAUAAAACCAUUCUUUCUAACUCUGGAAGGUGAACCCAGUCCUGAAACUGAGCUAAGUCUUCCUAGGCAACAUAUACCAUGAUUCCUUU